AUGGCAGCUAUUUCAACUGCAUGUUCGAAGUGUAUUAUUUAUGUAAAGGAGCUGAGAGCACAAGAUGCUACUAACAAGAUUCUGCAUCAACAAAUUGAGGAGCUUAAAAACAAAGUAAAGCUUCUAAACGAUACAAAUGACAAAGUUCUGGAAAAACUCAGUGACAGAUUAAUGAAACUGGAGGACUAUAAUGUCAAGAUGAACGAUCUCGAGAAACAGCUGCAGUAUGUAGUUGGGCAACGUGAAAUUAAAAGAUUUUCACGCAGAGAAGUUAAUAGCUUCACUGAUAAAGAUGUAAAACAUAUUCACCCGCAGCUUGUUCUAAAGGAUAAGAAAAUAAUAGAAUUAAAUAAUAUGGUAUUAGAAAAGGAAAAGCAAAUUCUUGAUCUGCAAGAAAUGUGCCGUGAACAAAAGGAACUAGUGCAGGCAAAAGCUAAAGCUUCUCACAUUAUGCAACAAAGACUUGUGGAUUUAGAAUCGCGAACAACUCGGGAAGGUUCUACAGAGACGGAAACAGCAUAUCUCUUUGAUUCCUCAGUUUUGUCAUCUCGACCACAGAAAGAAUAUCAGCGAGACUCUGCGUCACCUGGAUGUGCAGUUCAGCUGAAAAUAGGUGGCUCAGGUUCUCCUCCACCAGUAGAUCCUAGUGAGGAAUACAGCUCCAUUGCUCAGGAUAAUAUCCAUGAAGACAUCGAUGGUGACGAUGCUAAUGUUACAUCGUGCAGCUUUCAAAAGAAAAAACAGAGGAAAAAAGUUACAUUCUUCUUACCGCCUCAGAAAGAAUUUAGGGACGGCAAGUGCUUUUUUUCUAUUUUUGGUAAAGACGUUGAUGACGAUAUAGCACAAGCAAUCAUCGACCUAACAACGGAAAAUGAUCAGUUGCGAAAAACAAUUCAGAAAAUGGAAACCUGUGCCGACGAUACACGAAAUCAAAUCUGCCAGUUGCAAAUUCAAUUGGAUGAAGCAAAUCGAGAAAGUCGAAAUCAGGUGCUGAAAGCUCGUGCUUCAAUGCAGAGUAAAGUACGGGAUUUAGAAGAUAAAAUUGCAUCACUUACUGCAGAUCAUGCAGUAGAGACUAAGCUUCUAAAUGCAGCUACUGAAACGCUUAAAGCUGAUCGAGAAUGGACGAUGGAGGAGAAUACUCGUCUACUAGAGCUUCUUGACUCAAGACAAGAAAAAUUACAAGACGCAUGGGAAGCAAUAGAUAAGAAAGGAAAAGAAUAUGACAAAAUUCGUUCAAAGUUGCUGAACGAUCGAGCAUUGAUUGUUCGGUUGGGAGAUGAUCUAGAGAAGGUGCAAGGAACAGCUAAUGCUCUCUUGGAGCAAAAAAUUUCUAUUCUUGAUGAUGUUGAACGGUUGAAAGAGGCUUUGGAAGCACAAGAUCAGUACAUUGAUUUAUUGGAGAAAGACACAGUCAUAUACGAAAAUCAUAUCGGAUUAUUGAGAGAUUCAUUGGGUGCUUCGAAAAUUGAAAAAAGAGAAUUAAUAAAAUCAAAAGUUUCCGAUGCGAAGUUGAAGGCGCUGGAGCAAGAAAAAGAUAAGAUUAAGCGAAGACGAAAUGGUUAG
Messenger RNA from Thelazia callipaeda (thelaziosis nematode), 1566 nucleotides. Lineage: Eukaryota; Metazoa; Nematoda; Chromadorea; Rhabditida; Thelaziidae. The record is from the annotation of a GenBank genome assembly.